CUUUUCCUCAGAAAGGGAAUCGCCUCUGUUUUUAUUUCCACUCUGUCCUGUAACGUUAGCUGAUGGUGUUUGACUCCAAUACGCGCAGCGGUAAAAAUGCAGAAGCAAAGUGGAUUCAGCUUCGGCGUCAGCGUUACUCCAGCGAAACCUUUAGCUGUUCCUGCUUCAAUCCGACCUCCUGCCUGCAGCUCGACAGUGGAUGCCAUAGUUGCUCCCAGCAUAGCUGCUAACGCCAGUUCAACAGAGAAAAGCGAGGACAAACAUUUGUUUACAUUCUCAGCGGCUCAGCCUUAUAUGGAAUCUCAAUGGAGAAAGGUGGAGUGGACAGAAGAGCAAAAGACGAGUCUGAUGAAGACUGUCAGCUCCUACAGACCAACCUGUGAGGAUGUGACUCAGGCUCGGAUUCUCCUCCUGGGCCCGCUCAGUUCUGGAAAGUCCAGCUUCAUCAGUUCAGUUCAGUCGGUGUUUAAUGGAAGAGUCACCAACCGGGCCAUGGUGGGCUCCUCCUCAACCAGCUUCACCAAGAAGCUACAGUCGUUCAACAUCCGUGAUAAGAAGGGAGAGGAUCCUUCCAGACUGGUGCUUUGUGAUAUUAUGGGCCUAGGGGAUGGAGAGAAGAUUGGACCGACCCUCCAUGACAUCCUGUCCGUCAUUAAAGGUCAUGUACCUGAGGGACACAAGUUUAGCCCAGAUCAGCCAGUGAGUUCUGAGACCGUGGGCUAUAUGAAGAGGCCAAGCCUCAAAGACAAGAUCCAUUGUGUGGCCUUUGUGGUGGACGCCUCUAAAGUCCUGACGUACCCCAAAGGCCUUAGCACUACCUUCCAGCAGCUCCGAGAGCACAUCAGUGACCUGGGUGUUCACCAGGUGGCUCUGCUGACCCACAUAGACCAAAUUUGUCCAGAAACGGCCAAAGAUGUUAUCGCGGUUUAUAAGAGCCGCAUCAUUCGGGACAUGAUGGGUAAAGCUGGAGCUCUGUUGGGUAUGUCCACCUCCUACAUCGUUCCGGUGAAGAACUACUCAUCGGAGUUGGACCUGGAUGUGAACACUGAUGUGCUUCUGCUUAGUGCUGUCGAACACAUCCUGCAGUAUGCUGACCUGUAUUUCCAGGACAACACACCACAAUAAACAAGCCCAAAGAAAAA
Micropterus dolomieu (smallmouth bass) is the source of this 1142-nucleotide messenger RNA. It is a transcript of the gene ifi44g, whose product is annotated as interferon induced protein 44g. Bases 97 to 1125 code for a protein of 342 amino acids. The transcript has 8 exons. NCBI's taxonomy places the organism in Eukaryota, Metazoa, Chordata, Actinopteri, Centrarchiformes, Centrarchidae. The record is from RefSeq and is a predicted model, not a curated record.